AUGUAUUCUAGGAUAUCAGUGAUUUGCUCGCCAUGUCACAAUAGCACAGCACGCAAAGCAACGGAUUGGUACAGGAAGAACUAUGAACUGCCAAGCCAUCUUCUGUCCACAAAACAGGCUUGUUUGACAACCACAAGCUGCAUUUCUGCUGCAGCUCAUGGGAAUUCGGGUUCUGCUCUCUACAAUUGCUGCGGCUUUGGCUCAGAGAUAAACCACAGUUGUCUAUCCUAACGUCUUUAAAAGCG
Molecule: messenger RNA, 245 nt
Organism: Linderina pennispora
Lineage: Eukaryota; Fungi; Kickxellomycota; Kickxellomycetes; Kickxellales; Kickxellaceae
Exons: 3
Coding region: 1-231 (76 amino acids)
Source: RefSeq, a predicted model, not a curated record